Sphaerulina musiva SO2202 is the source of this 5680-nucleotide messenger RNA. RefSeq names its product phospholipase D. The transcript has 2 exons. Bases 195 to 5516 code for a protein of 1773 amino acids. Gene Ontology annotation, biological process: intracellular signal transduction; cell motility; phosphatidic acid biosynthetic process. The record is from RefSeq and is a predicted model, not a curated record. NCBI's taxonomy places the organism in Eukaryota, Fungi, Ascomycota, Dothideomycetes, Mycosphaerellales, Mycosphaerellaceae. Gene Ontology annotation, molecular function: D-type glycerophospholipase activity; phosphatidylinositol binding.
CUGGAAUUCUUUUUGUCUGCAGCGGCGCAUGCAUCUAACACCCAAAUGAUGAGACUGGCUGCGCAGGAUGUCUGCGGUUGAGCAUUGGCGACGGAAAAGCGGUCGCUGGUGUUGUGAGAGGACGGGACGGAAUCGCGCAAGACGCUGAAACUGGGAUAGGGGAAAGAGCAGCAAUAACAAUCGCAGCAGCAGCCAUGGCCGAGUUGGUAAUGCAAAAGGAUGGCAGAGACAGAGAGGACGACAAUAUUCCAUACCGUUCCAUGGAGAGCACCACAACGGCGCCCCAUGAGGACGCCGUUGUCAAUGGCAAGACGUUGCCCAAGGCACCGACAGGACCAUUACGCGUAAACGCCAUCUUACGCCCUGAUCCCUCCCUGGAGUCCUCCACCACCACUACCGUCACCACCUCGCCUGGCUUUCCCUUCGCCUCCCAGCCUGGCGAGUCGGGUCCAGCACCGACCACGAGAGAACUGUUGCCCAGCGCCCUCGCCAAUGGCCACGGGCAUGGCCAUACCGAAAGCACCAGCAAUGCCGCCGGGAAGAGGAGGGUGGGAGUGCCCGGCUCGACGACGCCGCCCGAACGACGUAGUGUGUCUUUUGCGCGAGGCGUCCUCGAUGAAAGCGCGACUCCUGUCGGUAAGAGCUCGGCCUGGGAUAUGGAUGGCGAGGGCAACGAUCAGUUGGGCAAGGGCCGCCAGAACUCGCUGUACCUCAGGCUCAAAUCUCUCGCCCACGCUGCAUCGUCGUCGUCACUCCAUCAGCGUACUCCCACGAACAGCAGUGCCAUCGGCAUUACUCCGCCAUAUGCUCUAUCUCCACAGUCGGAACGCAGCGAAACCAUGUAUCCGGUACCCGUAGAAGAAGCAGAGACCAUCGAUAUGGAUGCAGAUGUCGAGGAGGAUACAGAUGACACAGAACGCCCUCCGGACAGACGGCCGAAGCAGAAGAUGAAGCGUAAAAGUCCCAUUGUUGCCGGCGCUGACUCGGCACCGACCACGCCGAGAACCUCACGGUUCGCGUCAUUCAUGCGAGAACAUAUUCGAGACAAUUCUACCACGGAAGCCUCCAGGAGAGGUACGCUGACGGAUGUCGAGGACGCAGCCGAAGAGGACGAUGACGCGGCAAGAGCUGGGGUGUCAGAAGAUGAAGGCAAAGACCGUGUUCGACGAGCAUGGCGGCGUGGUGUUGAUGGAGCCCGGGGACUCAGCUACGCUGCUCGCAAAAGUGAACGAGAUGGCGAGGCAUCGGAGCAGAAGAGACCUGGGAACCUGCGUCGUUUGACAGCAGGCUUGAGCGGAGGACUGGUUCUCGACGCGACCGGCUCACCACUGCGCCAGCGCGCAGAUCGGCAUAAUAGCACCAGUGCGCAGAAAUGGCGACAGGUUAAAGCUGGGCUUCGCAUGCUGGGUCAACGCAAGAAGGAUGAGCGUGCAAAGGUCGACUACCAGAAGUCCGCUCAAUUGAUGGCCGAGCUCAUUGCAGGAGCCCCUGCUGUCCUCAUCUUUGCCAGCAUGUUCCAGCGUGACGAGCAUAAACAUCGCAAAGUUCCUGUUCUGCUGGAGCAGCUCAAAAUCAGCAUACCUGAAGUGCAAAGCCGUACAGACAAAAAGGGCGACCGAGACUACAUCUACAAGGUCGACCUGGAGUAUGGCAGUGGUUCAUCGCGCAUGAAUUGGACUAUACAUCGCUCUGUCAACGACUUUGUCAACCUCCACUUCAAGUACAAGAGUCAGACCGCCGCUGACCAGCUCAAACACUUCAGUCGCCCCGAUCACAAACUCGCAAAGAUGCCCAAAUUCCCAAAGAGUGUCAUUCCGUACGCUCGAGGCAUGCGUGGACUGUUCGAGAAAAUCCAGGACGAGGACGACGAGCCUGAAGGCACCGGCGCAGAUACGCCACGCGCACCGCUCUCCUCCAACCUGGAUGGUAUCCCGGAGCAACCGCCCGGUACGCCCGGUCCAGAAUCCCGGCCGAAAGGCCACAAACGAAGACAGUCAUCAUUCGCUCCGCCUAGAAGAACUAGCACCAGCGAGAUUGGUAACACUUCGGCGGAUCCAGAGACUCUGAAUGCCCGGCAGAGACAGGUGUAUGCGGAGAGAUCGAGACAGAAGUUGGAGGUCUAUCUCCAGCAUAUGAUUAGAUGGCUCAUCUUUCGAGCAGAUAGCUCACGCCUGUGCAAGUUUCUCGAGAUAUCGGCCAUGGCCAUUCGACUUGCAGCCGAGGGUGGUUACCAAGGCAAGCAAGGACUGCUACAGAUCGCCUCAAGGCGUCACCGAGAGUUGAAUCGGAAAACAAUACAGACACUGGGUCCUCGACAUUUCAAGGAACGGCACAAGCGUCGAUGGUUUUUAGUGCGCCACAGCUAUGUCGUCUGUGUCGAUGGACCCGAGUCACUCGUGCCCUACGACGUGUUUUUGGUGGAUUCUGACUUUGCAGUAGAUGCGCCGCCACAACAGCGGAUCUCUGAACAGCAGACUGCUCAUCAGAUGGUCAAAGUUGCAGGAGAGAAUGCCACUCCGACGAAGAAGGCACACCUCCUCACGCUCUACAAUGCCGAGCGCAAGCUCAAGCUUCACGCCAGGAACGAGAAGCAAUAUCUCCAAUUCCGAGAGUCGAUCACGUACAUGACAGACAAUACUCCGUGGUCCAAGAAGCAGCGCUUCGCUAGCUUCGCGCCCCUACGCAAUAAUGUCUGGUGUCGCUGGCUGGUGGAUGGCAGAGACCACAUGUGGCAAGUCUCUCGCGCCAUCGACAAUGCGAAAGACUUUGUGUAUAUUCACGACUGGUGGCUCAGCCCGGAGUUGUACCUUCGACGGCCUGCUGCAGUCAGCCAGAAAUGGCGCCUCGAUCGGCUCCUUCAACGCAAGGCGCAGGAAGGUGUCAAGAUCUUUGUCGUCGUCUAUCGCAACAUCGAAUCUGCGAUCCCCAUCGACUCGGAGUACACCAAAUGGGCUCUGCUUGACCUUCAUCCGAACAUCAUUGUGCAACGCUCUCCGAAUCAGUUCCGACAAAAUCAGUUCUUCUGGGCUCAUCACGAGAAAUUGGUGGUUGUGGACAAUAUGUUGGCGUUCGUGGGCGGCGUCGACUUGUGUUUCGGGCGAUGGGACGAUCCAUGUCACUCUUUGACCGACGACAAGCUCACGGGCUUCGAACCGGACCACGACCUGCCGAAAGAUUAUGAGCAUUGCCAAGUGUGGCCGGGCAAAGACUACUCCAAUCCCAGAGUGCAGGACUUCUACAAUCUCGAUAAACCAUACGAGGAGAUGUACGAUCGAACCAAGGUGCCGCGCAUGCCGUGGCAUGAUAUCGCCAUGCAAAUUGUCGGACAGCCCGCACGCGACGUGGCUCGCCACUUCGUGCAACGGUGGAACUUUGUGCUGCGCUCACGUGUUCCAACAAGACCGACUCCUGUUUUGAUGCCACCGCCCGAGUAUGAUCAAGAAGAGCUCGACAGCCUGGGCAUGAGUGGCACGUGCCAGGUGCAGAUACUACGAUCAUGCAGUUCGUGGUCGAUUGGCACUCCUGGCAAGACGGAGCACAGCAUCAUGAAUGCCUACUGUUCGCUCAUUCAGAGCUCCGACCACUUUGUCUACAUCGAGAAUCAAUUCUUCAUUACGAGCACCCGGGUGGAGGCCGCAACCAUACACAACAAGAUUGGCGACGCGUUGGUGGAGCGCGCGAUCCGCGCGCACGAGAAGGGCGAGAAGUGGCAAGCCUGUCUCGUCAUCCCACUCAUGCCGGGAUUCCAGAACAGUGUCGACGCGCAAGAUGGCACGAGCGUGAGACUGAUCAUGCAGUGUCAAUUCCGCAGCAUCUGUCGCGGCGAAACAUCCAUCUUUGCGCGCUUGCGCGCUGUAGGCAUUGACCCCGAGGAUUACAUACGCUUUUACUCAUUGCGACAAUGGGGUAAGAUUGGUCCUCGCAAGUGUUUGACCACCGAGCAGCUGUAUAUACAUGCCAAAUGUAUGAUUGUGGAUGAUCGACAUGUCAUUAUUGGCUCCGCGAACAUCAACGAACGUUCGAUGCUGGGUAACAGAGAUUCGGAAGUGGCAUCGAUUGUCACUGAUACAUGCAUGUUACAGAGCACCAUGGCAGGGCAACCUUACGAGGUCGGCGAGUUCGCGCACACUCUGCGAAUGCGACUCAUGCGAGAGCAUCUUGGAAUCGAUGUGGAUAAGAUCUACCGGCGUGAGCAAGCUGCUGUGGAGCGUGAACAUCAAGAUGCAGAAAUGGAGCGCAUCUAUCGAGAGGAGUAUGGCACGCCAUCACGCGAGUUUGGAGGUCUCGGAUCACCACCCCAGACACCCCGUGCUUCACAGAUGUACAGCGAGGCCGAGUCUCAAUUUCUCACUGUGGCCACUGCUUCCGAUAGUCACUCUCCUUCUGACGCUUCGAGCGACAUGGUCAAGGAUCCCACCGGCAGGAAGGGUCCCGAACGCGACCUGGACGUGGAGGGCCUGGGCUUUGACAACAUGAAAACACUGGUGGAGUCGGGCAAUUAUGGCUAUCGAGACACUUUCAUUGAUGACUAUGGCCGCGAGGUCAUGGUCAAGAGGGACGCCCCCGAGUGUGAUCGUAUCAGACACGACGACGCCGAGGAGCGAAGGCAACAGAAGAGGUUCAGUCGCGAACGAAGAGAGAAGUUGCCGGCUCGUCCGCCGUGGCCAACACAACGCGCCGACACAGUGCCGCUCGGGUUACUGCCUAGAUCUCAGCUACCCGAGCUACCGGCACUUGACGACACUGACAUUGGCGGCCCACCCCUGACGCGAAACACUUCCGAGACCUCGGGGAGCAAAAAGGGUACGAAUCCUCUCGCCGGAGCCAUCCGCCAGCCCAAGGUCACUGAGGAUUGCAUGGCAGAUCCGCUGGCACUGGAUUUCUACCACGAUGUGUGGCACAAGCUCGCAGACAAUAAUACCAAAAUAUAUCGACAGGUAUUCCGAUGUAUGCCGGACUCCGAAGUAUUGGACUGGAAAGCUUACGAGAAGUUCAAUGCCUACAACGAAGCAUUCAUGCAGUCUCAGGGGCUGGGUUCGAGCAGGCCCCUUCGCAAAGAAGGCGCACCGGAGAAGUCUGGCCCUCCAGGUGCUGGUGAUGCCGCGCUCCACGGCAUGCCUUCGAUCCCCACUCCUCACAACGCAAUGGAAUCGUUGGUGGACAAGCUGCGUCCUGGAAGCAAAAACGCAGCACAUGUCGAUGAAGGCAACGAGAAGGUUCCCCACAGAGAUUCUCCAGCUGGUACACCCUCGCCGCCGCUCGACGAAAAGACGAACGGCACGCCUCCCAGAGAGACUCUCGAGGCUCCACGGACUGGGCGCAAGCGUGGAGCGACGAAAAGCAGUGGGAGAACGCCAGCCGAAGAUGUCAUGUCCAGUGAAGAGGCCGAAGAGAUGCUGAAUCUCAUCCAGGGCCAUCUCGUUCUGUGGCCGUAUGACUGGCUGGAGAAGGAGGAACGUGGUGGGAAUUGGCUGUACAACAUUGACCAGUUGGCGCCUUUGGAAAUUUACGACUGACCAAAUACCUACAAAAUACCCUACAUAGCGUGUGUCAUAAUAUUGAUGUACCGGCCUGUAACAGUCACGGCUCGUUUUUUUUUUUACCUUGAUCUUGGACACAGGUACCUACCUGUUUUGAAAAGAGAACUUGUACCUAUGUAUACUUGCCUACCUAACUUACC